AUGGAGACUGAGGUAAUCAUUUUGGAUUCCGACGAUGAAGACAGUCGUCCAAGUGCUCCGCUUAAUGGCUCUGCUUUAGCUUCAGUUGCUAUUGUCAAUGCAAAACCUUUGGAUUUGGGUGCUUUAGGGAUUGGAACCACAAGGACCGAUGAAGGAGUGUUAAACAACAAUCAAAACAUUCGCUACUAUGGGAUGCGUCCAAUGGAAGAAAGACCCCAAACAUACAUAGCGCCGAACCGAAUUAAGUCCAACACGAAUCUUCCUUAUGUUCAAACGGUGACUCCUAUAUCUUCUCCACGACCGCCGGUGAGACUGCCGUAUGAAAAGGGUCGGCCGCAACCUCAAACAAGAGAUGAUGGUAUAAAUGCAGUAUCCUUACUAGGCAGCACAGCACAAAUGGCCCGUUCCUUGCCAGCUCGGCCGUCAAGGAUUCAAAAUCACUCUCCUGCUCCGCGUAAUGUGGUCCGACAUGUGCCAGAAUCGCGUGUUCAAAAUUAUAAUUUCGAAGUGAGCGGUGAGAAGUCAAGCGACAACGAUCGCCAACUUUGUCCUUCUCUCAAGUUUAGAUGUCAAUACCCGAGUUGUAAACGUGUGAUUACUGGUAACGUAUCAUUCGUCUGCCAUCUUUGGGCGCACAUUGCAACUUGGAAGGAAUAUGAUCCGAAGACGCCAUCACUUCCCAUGCUUAGUGAUAGUCACUCGAUUUCCUCCACGCCAUCUAAGAGGAACGAUGUCGAUAUCUUAUCGACUUGCCCAAGCUGUACGGCUCGAUUUCAUACGCCAUAUUUGAUGCAGGUGCACUACACGCGAUGCCAUUCACGGCAGCCUCAGGCUGUGAAUCGCGCUACAUGCGCUAUUUGUGAGAGGGACGUGCGUUCUGACGUUGGAGCUGCUAAUGCAUUGCGCACCCAUCUUAUGACUCAUGAGCCGAAUGAUGCUCCUUACCACUGUAAGCGUUGUCGCUAUCGAUGCACAGUUCGGAUGCAUCUGUUUGAUCAUUUCGUCAGGGAACAUAAGAACACGAGCACGCUUAUGUGCCCGUUCUGCACGUUCACGUUGGUUGUCCCAUCAUACCAAAGAAAGCGGCCGGUUAUACGAGUAUCGGAGUUUGUUAAUCACAUGAUUAGUCAUGAGUCAGAGUCUCGUUUGGGGUGCGAUCAUUGUGCAUUAUCUUUUUCGAACAUCGCUGAUAAGCAGAAGCAUCGAAGGGAACACUCGGCAGUAAACCCGAAAUGGACGCUGACGUACAGGAACCCGGAAACUCGUUCUCGCCAGCGAAGUCGGUUGGUAUGUCAAGAACAGAAGCCGCAGUACCAGUGUAAACAAUGCAUCAACAGCUCUUAUAGUAAUCCUUCGAAGAAGUGUAUCGCAUGCGUCACGCUGGCUUUCAACGAAAGCUUAUACGGAAAACGCCGCUCAGCUACUGAUACCUCUGUUCGCAGAGGCAUCGAUGCGAUACAGUGUAGUCUCCGAGGACUGCGAUUCUGCUGCAAAUGCGGAAUGCGCACACGAAAUGGCAAUCGCAUGGCUCAACAUUUUUAUUACUGUAAUAAGGGCUUCGAGGAUAUCGAAACUGACGAUGAAUUCGUUGAGCCAACAGAAGCCGAUCAGGAAGAAGACAAAAUGGAAGCACAGUUGUUCUCAGUCCUUCAUAAGAAGGAGCCUGCCAUGCCCCCUGUAAAAACCGUGGAACGAAAACGUAGGUUGAUUGAACCACCUCUGCUAAUUUUCGAGCAACAAGUGAGCAACAUGAGUAGACCUGAGGAUAUGACUGGUGCUGUGCUUUUCUAUAAAAAGUGUUCCGAGAACGGCCCACAGGCGAAUAUCGAAAAGUUCAAGGACCUAAGAGCUUCGUAUGAUUUUUGCUAG
Messenger RNA from Haemonchus placei, 1869 nucleotides. Lineage: Eukaryota; Metazoa; Nematoda; Chromadorea; Rhabditida; Trichostrongylidae. The record is from the annotation of a GenBank genome assembly.